UGAGUUUAUUUCUGGGCAAUUAAAGUCACAAUAGUAUUUUAAAAAUUGAAAAUAAAAAACCCAAAACAAUCUUGGAAUCCCAUAUUUUAAAAAGAACUGAUAUCCCUAAUGGAUAGUUACGAUUAGCAAGGACAAUGAGAUAAUGAGAAAAGCAUUGUAUUUAAUUCUAUGCACAUCUUCAGUGGACAUGGCAUGGCCAGUGCAGUUUUGUAUUAAUUAGUGCUCUGAAAUGGGAGAAAGGGACAUGAAAGGGGUGAAGGGAACUGGCAGAAAUUAGAUUAGACAACAACAGAGGAUGUUUCUAUCCAGAAUACGAGUCAUCCAGAAUCCCUAUCAGCUUCAAUGAUAUGUUGUGUAUAAGUGAAAAUAACUCAAGUAACAUGAGAACAGCCCAGACUCAGGGAUGGCUUGGGGCAUAUAAAGUGGGACACAGAGCCUAUCAGCAUGAGCUUGCCAGGAGACUAGUGACCAAACAGCAGACCUAACUGCCACCACGUGAUCUAUGCAUGGGAAGGCCACUCCAUGCACAGCUCACAUCCUUCCCAAGUGGAAGGAGGCUCCACUAUAAUACAUACAAGUUUCCUUUUAUUUACCCUUUGGUUUUAUUAGGUUGUGCUCAGGUCACAUUUUCAAGCUUUUCUUCGGAACCAUGAGGGUUAAACACUUUCUUUUUUAGUAAAAGCUAAGAUUCUCACACAUUCACAGGACUCCAGGAACUGAGGCUUUAAGAAAUACAGCAAUUAUUGUGACAUUAUAAAAGCGAGUGAUACUGCAGCCCUUCCUCUGGCCCAGAGAGGGUGCUCAGCAAGUCUGUGGAUCCACAAUGGGGAGUGGGCAGACAAGGAGCAGAGCUUGGCACUACCUCAUUUCCCCACCAACCCAAGAGAACAGACUGGGAAGACAACCCAGUCCCAGGACAAUCUUAUUCUCCUUCCCCUGAUGGAACAAUUAGGGAGAAAUCUUGCUGAGUUUUCCUCCCCAUUAUUGUCCUCCUGUCAGUUUUCCUGAGGGAGAAAACAAUUAGCCCAUAGCUAGCAAUUAGUGGUUAUGUGAAAUGAGUUUGGUGUGGGUCUCAGUUUCAUUUCCCAGAGGACAGGUGCUCACAUCACACAUACAAACCCUCUCUGUAUUGGCAAUCUCAGCAGAAAGGGCAACAAAUGAAGUGGCAGAAAGAUUGAAUGCGAAGGCAUAGAUUCAGCCAAUAUGGCAUACAAAUAUUUGUUUCUCAAGAAUCUGUUUUAAUUUAAAAAACAAGUCAGUCAGUCACUCUAGCUGGUAUGGAUGCACAGUAAACUUCACAAAUGCGCACUCAGAGUAACGGAUGCAGAGACCUCUACCUGAAUCUGCAGAAAGCCUGCAACACUUGUUCUACAAGAUAUGAACCCUUCAUCCCAGUGAGGGGUUAACUCAGAUGCCUGGUGAUGAUAAUUUGUGUCAAAAUUAUUAACUAUUUCAUUCCACUUGUAAGAGCUUGUCUACAUGGCAAAGUUUUACCAGUUAUAGUGGUGUAAGUAUAUAGUAAAAUCAAUACAAUUAUGCUGAUGUAAACCCUGUAAAUCCUUAGUUCAGUAUCAGAGCUAUUUUUUUACAAAUUUCUCUUAAACCUGUCCCCAAGCAACAUAAUCUACAUUCUAAAAAGGCACUUGUACACUGGAAUAUGUGUCCACAUGGGUGUUAUGUCAGCUUCACUAUAUUGGUUUAACCUCACACCCUAGCUAAUAGUGGUAUAACUUUUCUGUGUAAGAAAAGCCCUCUGAAAGGAGAGGGAGGAUCACUGACCUGCACAAUUUACUGAGUGAUGUCUCACUAUGGAACCCAACCUAAAUAAACCAAGCACAAGGUGCCUAAUGGAGCUCAAAGAACAUGUACAAUCAUAAUUUGAACACCUGCACAAUUUACUGGGAGCAGCAACUCACCGGAGCAGAGCUUAUUUUGUGGGUGAAGGUGGAAGAGUACCACCCCAAUCUGAUCCCUGCUGAGCUCUCAUUCCUAGGUCCUCUUGGAUAGGAUUCAGGAACAUUAUCAGAGCAGUGUCAGGGGACACUGUGCUAUACUUGCUCUGGGAAUAAACAGAAGAUUUCAGUCUCUGGGGAUGUCAGCCUUUCUUGAACACAUUUUAAAGAAGAGCACCCGAAUGCAAACCCAUCUCCAUUGAAAUAGAGGGAAUUAAAACAAGGAGUGCAUGGUGCCAGUGACUGAAAUACAGCGGCAUUGGAAGAGAGUCCCCCCCCCCCCCCCACAUACUUGGAAUAUUUGUCCAUUUAAUUUAUUCCUGACCCCCAAAUCCCAGACAGUCUGACCUCCUCUUCUUUGUUAUCCUUUCUUGUACAAGUCUCUUUACGGGGAGUGCAAUACUUCAAGAGCAGUGAGAGUUAACCUAAUCUGACUGUUGGGGGGGAGGGGAGAAGAGCUCUGGAUGGGAGGGGGUUGGCUACAAUUAACGUUGUUUGGUUAGGGCUAUUUUUACUUUUGGUUGCAGUCUUGCUUUAUGUCCGGAGGAGAAAAGUUCUUAUCUUGCCUCUCUCCUUCAGUCCCAGUCCCAUAUUCUGAUUAGAAACAUGAAAAAACCACAAACACAAGAGUUAUUUGUUAGAAGAGGAGCUAUCAAGGAACAAGGGCUGCCUCUUUGUGUGGUUGGCUGGUGCAAUGCUUGCCUUCCAGCUUUUGGAAAAUAUCUUUAACUUAAUCACAUUCACAUGACAAACCUCAAAUUAAAAAAAAAAAAAAGCCCAUGAGUAAUGCAGAAAGGAGAGAGGGGAGAAGAGAAGGAGAGAAGUCUGAGAGCAGCCGAUCGCUGCACAGGCAGCGCGGAGCUGUCAGAGAGAGAGGAGAGGGUGCAGCCUUUGUAGAGACGAGAUCGGGAACAGUUUAACCCCAUCCAGUCUCCGGGCUGGCGAGAAGAGAGAGAGAGAGAGAGAGGAAGGUCCAGUAACCAGGCAAGGGCUGCGGAUUGCAACGAAAGCUCAGGACUUCCCUCCUGGCGUCACUCAGUGCUGAGGCGUGUUGGCUUCGCAGGAAGCAGGUUUUCCUCCCCUGGCUUUGCAAAGCCCCCUUUCCCGUGGAGCCUCAUGCACUCUGCAGAGCUGCAGCCCAGGAGGCAGGAUGGCUCCCCGGGAGCGAGGCGCUAAGGGGCUGGCCCCCCUCCUGCUGCUGCUGCUGCUCGCCCUGCUCGGCAGCCCCAACGCCGGCCUGGAGGUGCAGCACAAGUUCCUCUCGCCCACCUUGACCAACAACUUCGCCCUGGAUGGGCUGGGCAGCAAGAUCUACCUGGCGGCUGUCAACCGGCUCUACCAGCUCUCCGGCCCCAACCUGACGCUGGAGGUGGAGGAGCAGGUGGGCCCGGUGCCGGAUAACCCCCUGUGCCACGCGCCCCAGCUGCCCCAGGCCUCCUGCGAGCACCCCAAGGUGCUGACCAACAACUACAACAAGAUCCUGCAGCCGGACCCGGAGCAGGGCAUCGUGGUGGUGUGCGGCUCCAUCUACCAGGGCUUCUGCCAGCUGCGCAGCAUGGCCAACAUCUCCGCCGUGGCCGUGAGCUUCCCGCCGGGCGGUGCCGGUGCCGGGGGGGACCCGGUGACCGUCUUCCCCAGCAUGCUCAACAUCGCGGCCAACCACCCCAACGCCUCCACCGUGGGGCUGGUGCUGCGGCCCGCCGGGCCGGCGGGGGGCGGGAGGCCGGACACGCGGCUGCUGGUGGGGGCGACCUACACGGGCUUCGGCAGCCCCUUCUUCCCGCGCAACCAGAGCCUGGAGGACCACCGCUUCGAGAACACGCCCGAGAUCGCCAUCCGCGCCCUCGACGCCCGCGGCGACCUGGCCAAGCUCUUCACCUUCGACCUCAACCCCUCCGACGACAACAUCUUCAAGAUCAAGCAGGGGGCCAAGGCCCGCCACAAGCUCAGCUUCGUCCGCGCCUUCCUGCACCCCGCCCCCCCGCCGCGCGGCUCCUACGCCUACCUGGCCCUCAACAGCGAGGCCAACGCCGGCGACAAGGAGAGCCGCUCGCACAGCCUGCUGGCCCGCAUCUGCCUGGCCGAGCCCGGCCGCGGCGCCGGCGCCAACGCCAACGCCAGCGCCGGCGCCGGCGAGACCAAGAAGCUGACCGAGUCCUACAUCCAGGUGGGGCUGCAGUGCGGGGCCGGGGGCGGCGACGGCUUCACCCGCCUGGUCUCCGUCUUCCCGGCCGCCGCCCCCUUGCGGCUGGGACCCCCGCCGGCGCCGCCCCAGGAGCUGCUCUUCGGGGUCUUCGAGAGAGCCGCCCCGCCGGGGGCCCGCCAGCCCUCGGCCCUCUGCGCCUUCCGCUUCGCCGACAUCGAGCGGGGCAUCCGGCGGGCCAGGCACUCGUGCUUCGUGGAGCCGGACGCCGGGCUGGUGGCCGUGCUGGACAGCGUGGUGCAGGGCACCGGGCCGGCCUGCGAGAAGAGGAACAUCCAGCUGCAGCCAGAGCAAUUAGACUGUGGAGCAGCCCAUCUCCAACACCCUUUGGCCAUCCUGCAACCCAUAAAGGCAACACCAAUGUUCAAAUACCAAGGCCUCACUUCGGUGGCCGUUUCCAGUGUCAAUAAUUACACCGUUGUGUUUCUGGGCACAGCAAAUGGAAGACUCCUGAAGAUUAAUCUGAACAGUGACAUGAAGGUUAUUAGCAGGAAGUCCGUUUCAGUGGCUUAUGGGGAAUCCGUUCAUCCUAUCAUGCAGUUUGAUCCUUCUGAUUCCAGCUACCUCUAUCUCAUGACAUCCUAUCAGAUGACCCGUGUGAAGGUGGCUGCCUGUGACCAGUAUGCAACAUGUACGGAGUGCUUGGCUGCAGCUGAUGCUUAUUGUGGAUGGUGUACAAUGGAGACCAGGUGUUCUCUGCAGCAUGAAUGCAUUAAUUCCACUGAGCCAAAUUUCUGGACGAGUGCAAGUGAAGGAGUGCAGCAGUGUCCUUCAAUGACUAUCAUGCCAUCGGAAAUUAAUAUUGACAGUGACAACAAGGCCAUGAUAAUCCAAAUAAAUGGGAACAUCCCGAGCCUCAGUGGAAUGGAGAUGUCUUGUGAUUAUGGAAAUAAUAUCUACACUGUCGCCAAAGUCCCCGGAAAUGAUGUAAACUAUUUUAUUUAUUGUAAUUUUCUUCCAAGAGAGAAAUAUCCCACGUUCCCACCCAAUCAAGACCAUGUGAUUGUUCAAACUGCAAUACGGGUCAACGGCAAAAAUAUUGUCUGGGCCAAUUUCACCAUCUAUGAUUGCAAAAGAACUGGAAAUAUUUACCCCAAAACAGCAUGUACCAGUUGCCUCUCGACCAAAUGGAAGUGUUAUUGGUGCACUGAGAAAUACAUGUGUGUCUCCAAUUACUCUGAUUGUGAGGACUCACUAAAGAUGAAUGGCACCACAGACUGUCCACGGAUUGUACCUGCCUCGCUAGAACCUAUGCCCACGGGGGCUUCUCAGGACAUCAUGAUCUCACUGGCUAAUGCUGCUUUUUCCAAGGAUACUGUUUUGGAAUGUCAUUUUGGAACUGACAGGACAUUUGAAGCCAGAUGGGUGAACACCUCCACCGUUCAGUGCAGCAGUGUCCUGCUCCACACAUCAGAAAAGAGCCAUAUCUUCCCGGUAAACCUUCAGCUGAAGGAUAAGCCAGACAGAUUCAUUGACAGUCCACAGAUGAUGACAGUGGAGGUCUAUAACUGUGCAACUGGAAGCACAGACUGUUCUCAGUGCCUGGGGAGAGAGGACCUGGGGCACCGAUGCAUCUGGAGUGAGAGCAGCUCCAUUUGCAGACUAAACAUUGAAUCCCCACAAAUCCCAGUCAUGUGUCCUGCUCCAGAGAUUAGGAAGAUUGAGCCCCUGAGUGGGCCCCUGGAAGGAGGAACUCUGCUCACAAUAAGAGGAAGGAACCUGGGCCGUAGGUUCAGUGAUGUCGUUAAUGCUGUCAAGAUAGGGAGUGUGAGAUGUGCACCACUCUGGGACAGAUACAUGGUCUCUGAGGCGAUUGUAUGCCGGACUGGAGAAGCUGCCUCUAUAUUUUCCGAUGUAGUGACAGUUAACGUGAGCAGGGAAGGGAAAUCAAGGGAGCGAUACUCUUAUGUGCUCCCUGAGGUGCAGUCCGUGGCUCCAGGUGCUGGCCCUAAAGCUGGAGGCACCAAAGUAACCAUCAGCGGGAGUAAUCUCAGUGUAGGAUCUGAUCUCCGUGUCCUGGUCAAUAGCACUAAACAAUGCACAGACCUCACUCGAACUGCUACCACCAUCACAUGCACCAUGCCGGCCGUGGAGCUCACUAUGGCUGUGCGAGUCUGCGUCCAGUUUGAGAAUAAGUCUUGCAUCAAUAAUAACAUCACGUUCAAGUAUGAGAGAAACCCGAUUAUAACAGAUAUCAACCCAACAAGGAGUCAGAUCAGUGGAGGCAGGAUCAUCACUCUGGAAGGACAUGGAUUUUUGAUGGUUCAGAACGUGUCGAUGGUGGUUCACAGCAUCGGGAAAGAACAAACAAACUGUAAGGUUCACACCGACACUAUGAUUACCUGCCCCUCUCCAGCUGCCUCCAACCUCACUGUGGGGAGCAAGCCAGCACCGGUGGACUUCUACAUCAAUGGACGCCUCUACACGGAUGACCGGCUGGCUCCCGAUGAGUACAUGUACCCCGAGGAGGCCCAACACACCAGCAAGUUCAGCCUGGAGUACUACGCCAACCCCCAGUUCUUCACAGCCAAGAAGGAGAAAUGGAUCAAGCACCAUCCUGGGGAACCCCUAACUCUGGUUAUACAUAAAGAGCCUGACAACCUAAGCCUGGAAAGCGAUGAGUACCAAGUGAAAAUUGGCCUCAUUUCCUGUGAGAUACAGAUUGUUUCAGACAAAGUCAUUCAUUGCUCAGUCAACGAGUCACUGAGCACAUCAGAAAGACAGCUGCCCGUGACGAUCCAGGUUGGAAAAUUCAACCAGACGAUUGCUAUGCUGCACCUUGGGGGAGGCGAGACAGCGAUCAUAGUCUCCAUAGUCAUCUGUAGUAUCCUGCUGCUGCUGUCUGUCGUAGGCCUGUUUGUAUUCUGCACAAAGAGCCGCAGGGCAGAGCGCUACUGGCAGAAAACCUUGCUCCAAAUGGAGGAGAUGGAGUCCCAGAUCCGAGAGGAAAUCCGCAAAGGUUUUGCUGAGCUUCAGACUGACAUGACAGACCUGACCAAGGAGUUAAAUCGCAGCCAGGGGAUCCCGUUCCUGGAGUACAAGCACUUUGUGACACGGACAUUCUUCCCCAAAUGUUCCUCACUCUAUGAGGAGCGUUACAUUCUGCCUUCCCAGCAGCUCAACUCACAGGUCGGGUGUCAGGUCCAAGAAACGCAUCCCUUGCUGUCAGGAGAAUGGAAAAUUCCUGAAAAUUGCAGGCCCAACAUGGAGGAAGGAAUCACGUUAUUCUCCACCCUACUCAACAACAAGCACUUCCUCAUCGUAUUCGUCCAUGCUCUCGAGCAACAGAAGGACUUUGCUGUUAGAGACAGGUGUAACUUGGCCUCCUUGCUCACUAUUGCAUUACAUGGAAAACUGGAGUACUACACUAGCAUCAUGAAGGACCUGUUGGUGGAUCUCAUAGAUGCUUCAGCUUCCAAAAACCCUAAGCUUAUGCUGAGGAGGACCGAGUCUGUGGUGGAAAAGAUGCUCACCAAUUGGAUGUCCAUCUGCAUGUACAGCUUUCUCAGAGAGACAGUUGGGGAGCCCUUCUUCCUGUUGCUCUGUGCUAUCAAACAGCAGAUCAACAAGGGUUCCAUUGAUGCCAUCACAGGAAAAGCCAGGUAUACUCUCAAUGAAGAAUGGCUGCUGAGAGAGAACAUUGAGGCAAAGCCAAGGAACCUCAAUGUGUCUUUCCAAGGCUGCGGCAUGGACUCCCUGAGUGUUCGAGUCAUGGACACAGAUACUCUAAGUCAAGUUAAAGAGAAGAUCCUUGAAGCUUUUUGCAAGAAUGUCCCGUACUCCCAGUGGCCAAGAGUAGAAGAUGUUGACCUUGAAUGGUUUGCCACAAGCACUGACAGCUACGUCCUGCGGGACCUUGAUGACACUUCAGUGGUGGAGGAUGGUAGAAAGAAGCUCAACACUUUAGCCCACUACAAGAUUCCUGAAGGUGCCUCUCUGGCAAUGAGUUUAUCAGAUAAGAAGGACACCACGCUAAGUCGAGUGAAGGAUUUGGAUACCGAAAAAUACUUUCAUUUAGUUCUUCCAACUGAUGAACUGAUUGAACAUAAGAAGUCCCAUAGACAGAGCCAUAGGAAAAAAGUCCUACCUGAGAUCUACUUGACCAGGUUACUAUCUACAAAGGGCACGCUGCAGAAGUUCCUGGAUGACCUAUUCAAAGCCAUUCUCUGUAUGCGAGAGGAUAAGCCGCCUGUGGCUAUCAAGUAUUUCUUUGACUUCCUGGAGGAGCAAGCGGAGAAAAGAGGGAUCUCUGACCCUGACACUUUGCACAUUUGGAAAACCAACAGCCUACCUCUGAGGUUUUGGGUCAACAUUCUGAAGAAUCCCCAGUUUGUCUUUGACAUCGACAAGACUGACCAUAUAGACGCCUGUCUCUCUGUCAUAGCCCAGGCCUUCAUCGAUGCCUGUUCCAUCUCCGACCUACAGCUGGGCAAGGACUCACCUACCAAUAAACUACUGUAUGCCAAGGAGAUUCCAGAGUAUAGGAAAAUAGUGCAGCGCUAUUACAAACAGAUCCAUGACAUGCCGACUCUCAGUGAGCAGGAAAUGAAUGCACACCUCGCAGAGGAGUCACGGAAAUAUCGGAAUGAGUUUAACACCAACGUGGCCAUGGCUGAAAUAUAUAAAUAUGCCAAAAGAUACCGCACUCAGAUAGUGAAUGCCCUGGACUCCAACCCCACCACAAGACGCACGCAGCUGCAGCACAAGUUUGAGCAAGUGAUCGCGCUCAUGGAGGACAAUAUUUAUGAGUGCUGCAGUGAGGCCUAGGGCUGCUCUGGACUGAAACCGCUCCUGGAAAUGACCUUCUCUGUAGUGCACUGUCCACUAGGGAACAAGCCUUUAAACAAAAUAUAUACAUGUAGAUAUAUAUUUGAUUGUGUCUUUUACGGUAACUCUGUCACCACAUUGUUGGUGGGCAUGGCCAUUGGUGAGAUGAGCCAGCAAGGGAUGAGAAGCCACCAAACAUCGUUUCCAGAUAGCUUCAACUCCCUUUCGUUGAUCUGCACUGCAUAGUGCCCAUAAUUUAUUUGCUCUUUCAAGCUGGAACUAGAGACGUGCCGCUUACUAUUUUCCUUUAACCUGCGUGUGAGCAGCCAUCAACUCCCUGCAUUCCUGCUUCCAGAGCGACUCCUUGCAGACUAGAUCCCAGGCUAGGCAAGCGAUAAUGAUGGAUGCAAAGCAGCGGGGAAGCCUCAGGGAGUGAUGAAUGGAGAUUUCAAAGGCUAUUGGAGCAGCAGCAGAACUCCCUUAACUAUACCCCCUUACUUUUGUAUGUUUUAAAUACCAGGGAAUCUGUUUACUGUACAUUAUCUGCUGCAUUAGAUGUGUUUUGUGCCUUUUAUUUUUGUACUGUAUGUGUAAACAUAACCACUCCAUCUGCAACUUGUGCCAGGUGGGGAACUCAUGGACUAGACAGUGAGAUUGCUUCCGAAGUAGUCAAGACAUGCGAAAGCACUUUACCCCUAAUGGAAAUGGUAAUUAUCUAGCUGGAAGGAUUGUAUUGUCCAUUUGACAAUGUCAGAGAGGAACAAAUUGGGGCAGCUGUUCCCACUUCCCCAAGUUUCCGAGAUGUUUGUGCACACACCAAACUAGAGUUGACAAAUAUCCCCUAAAUAGCCACUUUUCAUCCAGCUGGUCACAGGAAUAAUUUUACCUAGAAGUAAAAGGAAAAGAUACAUUAGGGGGUCAAAAGGAAAAGUUUUCUUCCCUUUAUACCAUCUUCCCUGUCUUCCUGCAUGCACACCCUACAGCUGAAUUCUUCUCUCAGUAUAAACCUGAAGUAAUGCCAGUGAGUUUAACUCAUUAUUUAGUAUCUACACUGGUGGAACAGUGCAGAAUUGGCCAAAGCUGUGCUCCCAGUGUCAGGUAGUCCCUCUGAAGAUCGUUUGGAACUCACACAGUGCUCAGCAGCUGUGAGGUAUACUCUGGGACUGGUGAAAAUGUAGGAUGUUGUGAUGGAGAUAAACUAAAUCAAGGCCAGUAUUAUGGGUCUGUUCCUAAAACAGCUUCUGGUCUGCUGUGUCUGGCAUGCUGAUGGCCGCAGCUAUUGACUUUAAAUGAAUGGAAGGUUAUUGCUGCAUCAGCCCAAACAGCAUCAAAGACAAUGUACUGUGACUCCAAACGCCUUUUACAGAAUUAGCCUAUCUAGCAAUCCCUGCAAGCUGGAAUGACUCCAGCUAUUUUGGGCUAUUACGGGACAAAGUCUGCCCUCGGUUAACCCAGUGUAAAAUUGAGAGCAAGUCCAUCUAAGUCAUUCCAAGUCAAUGGAGUCACAUGCCUAUAAAGCUGGAGCAACUUUGCUACUGGAUUUGAGGUCCCAAUCAAAUCCUCUGGAUUUACACUGGUAUAAUAGGGUGAAAUUUUUCUAACUUUACUGUCCCAGAUUCCUUUAUGUUGCUUGCGGAAGGGCAGUGCCUUGGAAUACAAGCUUUCUCGCUUCCUUGUUGCCCAUUGGUGAAGGACCACAACACAAUUCCAUGGCUCCCUUUGCUAGCUACACAUACCAGAAGCCAGCACACGAAUGCAAGAAAAGCCAAACUGCCCAUAAAAUCCAAAUCCAGUUUGGCACCAAACUUUCAUACUACCAAAAAUACAAAAAAAGAUACUACCUCACCCAAGGCAGGGUUUAAAGGGGAAUCUCCAUAAUGCACAUGGCUGCCAUCUGAUCACUUUGCUAAGAAUCAACCUGGCAGUGAGCUACUUUGGUUCAACCAAAAAAAAUCCCCUGGCUGGAUCACAGCCAGGGCCUCUGUCACAAAUGUUUCAGAAAUGCCUUGAGUAUAGACUAGUUCUAUGGGGAUUUGGAGCCUCACAGCUGAUUUUAUAUUAUAUAUAUUUUAAAAAUUACACACUUUAUUGGGGGUGGGGGGCAAGGAAGAGAAAGACUUAACCAGAACUGCAGAAAAGUACAUACACUGUGGAAGUCUAACAGUAGUUGCUGCAUAAGUGGCUUCAGCCUAGAAAUGUUACAAAUGUAGCUGGGCUACAUUUUAUUUUGAAAGAGAUUUUUAAAAAAAACUUAAUUUUUCUUCUUUAAAAACUGUGAACAGCUGCCAGAUACACACAGGGCCAAUGCGGGGAAGCUGAAGGUGAGAUGUGGGAGGCAGUGUGACAAAGGGGUGCAAGGGGCCGUUCCCAUGAAGUGGUGAUCCUUGUGUUGAAACACUGGGAAGGUAACGGGCUAAUUAGUGUCAGGCUAUGGAUCUGCUCCAGGUGCUGUGAUUGGCGAGCAUGCCUUAUGGCCUAUACUUAAUUUAAUCUUUUCUCCAAAGCAAAAAAAAGAGGAAACAUGCUCUUUGCUUCCAUCCUUUGGAAGGAACAGAGCUUGAGGGUUGGAUGCAUUGCCUUGAACCCUGAUCCUUUGUAAUAUAUUUUUAACUUUGUCAUGUAUUUGUCGGUGUGGUUCUCUUACCUGCUAUUUGGUGGAAUCUUUGAAAACUUAUCUUUGUAAUAAAACAUGGUGA
Molecule: messenger RNA, 11618 nt
Organism: Dermochelys coriacea (leatherback sea turtle)
Lineage: Eukaryota; Metazoa; Chordata; Testudines; Dermochelyidae
Gene: PLXND1
Product: plexin D1
Exons: 36
Coding region: 3103-8922 (1939 amino acids)
Biological process (GO): semaphorin-plexin signaling pathway involved in axon guidance; regulation of GTPase activity; positive regulation of axonogenesis
Cellular component (GO): semaphorin receptor complex
Molecular function (GO): protein binding; semaphorin receptor activity
Source: RefSeq, a predicted model, not a curated record